UCGUGCUGUUCAGCUUCUUCUCAAGCAUUCUGCUUUCCUGUGGAUUUCAGAAGAACCUGAAGCUGCUGCAGGAAUAGUCAAAAGAAUCUGUGGAGAACACAAUUUCACAUGAGACUAUGGGAGACCGUCACACAUUGAUGAUUGGAGGCUGUUGACACAUAACUAUGGCACUCAUAGAAGAUGGAUAGGCAGCGAAAAGGCAAGUUUUUUUUAAUGUGGAUGAUAUAGUACCUUAAGAAGUCGGUAAAGCUGACUUUAACGUCAAAUCGCGAAGCGUUUAUAAUAGGUUUUGCCGACAGCUUUUCCAAAUAGGAAAAACGGGCAAAAAGGCACCUGUUGAAGGGUAUUUACGGCUUAAUGAAGGGCCUGCAGCCCGACGUUUCCCCCCAUUCCCUGCGAGGCUGAGUGACGGGAGAGGGCAGCUGCCGUACUGCGUCUUUAAGCCGGUGGCUCUGGCGCUGUUCGCGGAGGGAGGUGCUGAAGCUGGGGAUCCGCCGCCGCCGAAGCCGCUCCGUGUCUGCAGCCAUUUUCCGCAGCCCGGGCAUCACCUGGACCGGCGGUCCUGAGCCGAGGGGAGCCGAACCGGGCCACGAUGGUUAAGAGGAAGAGCUUGGACGACCAGGAGCAGGAGAGCAGUAGAGGCAUCCCUUUGCCGAUCCAGACCUUCCUGUGGAGGCAGACGAGCGCGUUUCUGCGGCCGAAAUUAGGCAAGCAGUAUGAAGCCUCCUGUGUGUCCUUUGAACGUGUCCUGGUGGAAAACAAACUGCACGGACUUUCGCCGGCCUUGUCCGAGGCCAUCCAGAGCAUCUCCCGCUGGGAACUGGUCCAGGCCGCGCUGCCUCACGUUCUCCACUGCACUGCCAUCCUGCUCUCCAACAGGAAUAAGCUGGGUCACCAGGACAAGCUGGGUGUGGCGGAGACCAAGCUGCUGCACACCCUGCACUGGAUGCUGCUGGAGGCUGCCCAGGAGUGCCACCAGGAGGCAGGCUUGGGUCAUGGCUGGUCGGGCAGUGGAAGCAGUGCGUUCCUGCAGCCGCUGGGGAACCAGGGCUCCCCGGGAGGAGGUCCCCACUGCAGCGGCUCGCUGGACGAGGACGAGCAUGCCCGCGCCAAGCUCUUCCAUAAGAGCAUGGCCACCGUGGAGCUCUUCGUCUUCCUCUUCGCGCCGCUCGUCAACCGCAUCAAGGAGUCGGACCUGACCUUCCGGCUGACCAGCGGGCUGGUGAUCUGGCAGGCCAUGUGGGAACACCGGCAGCCUGACGUGCCGGCCUUCUCCGCCCUCAUCAAGCCCGUGAGGAACAUAGUGACAGCCAAAAGGAACUCGCCACCCAAUAACCAGUGCAGCCCCGGUGGUCCCAGCAACCCUGGUCCAAUGGGUUUCCAGGUGGUGUGUGAAACCACCCAAUCGGAUUUCUCCCCUGUGCUGACGGGCAGGCAGAGCUGUCGACGUGGAAAUUCUGUGGAAGGAGGCGGGCCUUCGCAGCAGCUUCCUCGAGACAGGGGGCUGGCGCAGAAGAAGUCCCACGGUGGCCUUCCCAUGAUGCAGCGGUCCCGUUACGCCACCUACUUCGACGUGGCCGUGCUUCGCUGUCUGCUUCAGCCUCACUGGACAGAGGAGGGCGUGCACUGGGCCCUUACCUUCUACCUGCAGCGUCUCCGGCAGAUCCUGGAGGAGAAGCCGGAGAGGCCGGCCGAACUGCAUGCCACGCCCCUGCCCCGCCCACGUAGCAGCUCCAUGGUGGCCGCUGCCCCCUCCCUGGUCAACACCCACAAGACACAGGACAUGACCCAGAAGUGCAAUGAAGAGGAGAAAUCUUUGAGCUCUGAAACCUUCUCCAAAGUGUCCAUGACCAACCUCCGGAGACAGGCCAUCCCUGACCUCGCCUCUGACCUGGGCAUGAACAUCUUCAAGAAGUUUAAGAAUCGGCGUGAGGACCGGGAACGCAAGGGCUCCAUCCCUUUCCACCACACGGGCAAGAAGCGGCAGCGCCGUAUGGGCGUGCCCUUCCUCUUGCACGAGGACCACCUGGAUGUCUCACCCACACGCAGCACGUUCUCCUUCGGCAGCUUCUCAGGCCUGGGGGAUGAUCGUAGGGGCCUGGACCGGAGCGGCUGGCAGGCUACCAUAAUGGGGAAAUUCACAAGGCGGGGCAGCACGGAUACGGCUGGAGACAUGGACAGCUUGGGCGCCAAGCACUCGCACUCUCACCACACUCUGCUGAGGGACUUGCCUGACCAUUCCAACAGCCACAGCGACAACACCGUCAAGGAAGUGCGUUCCCAGAUCUCCACCAUCACCAUGGCAACGUUCAACACCACGGUGGCCUCCUUCAACGUGGGCUAUGCCGACUUCUUCACGGAGCAUGUGAAGAAGUUGUGCAACCCGGUACCAGCGGCCGAGCUGGUCAGUGAACCUCUGGCGUGUGCCAACCUUCCCCGCAGUCUGACUGACUCCUGCAUCAACUAUUCCUGCCUGGAGGAGGGCGACAACAUCGACGGCACAAACAACUUCAUCCUGAAGAACGGCAUGCUGGACCUGACCGCCGUGAUGCACGCGCUCUAUGCGGUGCUGGCCCACGAUAUCAGCUCACGCAUCUGCGACGUGGCCCUCAACAUCAUCGAAUGCCUGCUCCAGCUGGGUGUGGUCCCCAACGCCAGGAGCAGGUCCAGCCACAUGGAAGACAAGGAGAAUCAUGAGACGCGCACCAAGGAGACCGUCGGCCAAACCGCCACCACCUCCCCGUGGGGCGUGCCCGGGGCCGCCGCGGGUGCACCUGCGGGGGGUGGCGGGGGCGGAGACGGCGGCGGAAGCGGAGGAGGUGGUGGAGGAGGUGGGGGAGGUGGGGGAGGCAGUGAAGAUGAGGCUAAGAACAACAAAGAGAAAGAGAGCAAGGAGGGUGCCCCCCCACUGAGCACGCACCGGCUGGCCCUCACCAUGCUCAUCAAGAUUGUGAAGUCUCUGGGCUGCGCAUACGGCUGCGGCGAAGGCCAUCGGGGGCUCUCAGGAGACCGGCUGAGGAUGCAGGCCCAGAGCUGUCUAACCCGGCUCUACAAGUUGGACAAGAUGCAGUUCCGGCAGACCAUGAGGGAAUACGUCACCAAGGACUCUCUCAACAAUGUGGUGGACUUCCUACAUGCUCUGCUGGGCUUCUGCAUGGAGCCCAUCACAGACAGUAAGGGGACGUACAAAGCCGGCUUUGGAAACAAUUUUACUACAGGGGACAGCAAGUCUGUAGCACAGAGCAUGGAGACGGUGGUCGUGGGCUGCAUGUUCAAGUCCCUGAUAACACGCUGUGCUUCCACCACCCACGAGCUGCACAGCCCAGAGAAUCUGGGCCUGUACUGUGACAUUCGUCAGCUGGUCCAGUUCAUCAAGGAGUCCCAUGGGAAUGUGUUCCGGCGAGUAGCACUGAGCGCGCUCCUGGACAGCGCGGAGAAGCUCACCACAACAAAGAAGCCGGAGGAAAAGGAGGAGCCCAAGCAGACUGGGACCAGAAGGUCCGAACCAGGGGAGAAGGGACAGCCCUCCACUACAGCCGACGAGUGCCGCAGUCUGAUCUCUAGCAGACCCCCCCAGACCCCCGAGCACGAGGAACAGAUUCCCGGAGCAUUGCUGGGUCGAAAGGACUUCUGGAGGAAGAUGUUCAAGUCGCAGAGCGCGGCUAGCGACACCAGCAGCCAGUCGGAGCAGGACACCUCGGAGUGCACGACAGCCCACUCGGGCACCACCACAGACCGGCGCUCACGCUCACGCUCUCGCCGCAUCUCGCUGCGCAAGAAGCUCAAGCUGCCCAUCGCAUGCCACAGGACUGUCCGCCUCCCACUCACCCUCUCUGUGUUACGAAACUGGCUCAAGCGCUCGUCUCUGUCGGGCCUGACGGACGGCGUGGAGGACUUGCUGGACAUCAGCUCUGUGGACAGGCUCUCCUUCAUCCGGCAGAGCUCCAAGGUGAAGUUCACCAGUGCGGUGAAGCUGUCAGAAGGCAGUGCGGUGGAGUACAGCCGGGACGAGGAGGAGAACUUCUUCAAGCGGCUCGGUAAAUGGCGGUCUGGCCGGCGGAACCCGUCCAAGCUCCACCACCCCGAAGAAAAAGAUGGGUGUCAUGGCUUCCAGGAGCGGCUGGCUGCCAGUCAGGAUGUUAUGAAGAACAAGAACGUGGUGAACCUGGGCGCCAUCCGGCAGGGCAUGAAGCGCUUCCAGUUCCUGCUGAACUGCUGUGAGCCAGGCACCAUCCCAGACGCCUCCAUCCUGGCAGCUGCCCUGGACCUGGAAGCUCCUGUGGUGGCACGGGCCUCCCUCUUCCUUGAAUGUGCCCGUUUCGUCCAUCGCUGCAACCGCGGCAACUGGCCGGAGUGGAUGAAAGGCCAUCAUGUGAACAUCACCAAGCGAGGCCUCUCUCGGGGCCGCUCCCCGGUGGUGGGCAACAAGAGAAACCAGAAGCUUCAGUGGAAUGCGGCCAAGUACUUCUGCCAGUGGGCCGAUGCAAUCGGUACCCGCCUGAGCGAGCUCUGCCACUCAGACAGUGAGAGUCCCGCCAACAUCCUGGGCUUCAUCUACGACGAGGAGAGUAAACGGCGCAUGCGAAAGGAGGAUGAGGAGGAGGACUUCUUAGAUGACAACACGGUCAACCCGACUAAAUGCUGCUGCCCGUUUGCCCUGAAGAUGGCCGCCUGUCAGCUGCUACUGGAGGUCACAACCUUUCUGAGGGAGACUUUCCCCUGUCUCCCACGGCCCCGCGCUGAGCCCCUAGUGGACCUGGAGAGCUGUCGCCUGCGCCUGGACCCGGAGCUGGGCCGGCACCGCUACGAGAGGAAGAUCAGUUUUGCGGGGAUCCUGGAUGACGAGGACAGCCAUGACUCGCUGAACAGCAGCAGCCACACGCUCAAGUCUGACACAGCCUGUGAUGACAAGAAGAACCAGGAGCCCCUAGCUCCAAUCAGGAAGAUCCGCAUCGGGGGCUCCCGCCUGCUGCAGAUCAAGGGUGCCCGUAGCUUUCGGGUGAAGAAGGGCGGCUCCCUGUCCUCCAUCCGCCGGGCCGGCAGCCUGAAGAGCACCAAGCUGUCCCGGCAGGAUUCGGAGUCGGAAAACGAGGAGGGCCUGCUGUCCCAGAGCAGGGACACGGUCACAGACAUUGGAAGUCCCUGGAGCACCAGUGAACCCAGCAUAGAACCAGAGGGACUCAGCACUGGUGGGACUGAGGAGAACUACCACCGCAACAUGUCCUGGCUCCACAUCAUGAUCCUGUUGUGCAACCAGCAGAGCUUCAUCUGUACCCACGUGGACUUCUGCCACCCCCGCUGCUAUCAGUACCACAGCCGCUCGUGCGCCCGUCUGGUGCGCGCCAUCAAGCUGCUCUAUGGAGAGGCGGUGGACGGCCCUGCUGCUAGCACUGGCCCCCGUGCCAAGAAGGCCAAGGAGUGCUCAGACAAAUCCUGCCUCCGGACACCUUCCAUGAAGAAACAGCCCACUGACAGCAACGCGGAGGGGAAGAAGGACACGGGCAUGCUCAAGUACAUCCGCAACCAGGUGAUGAGCCUGUCGCCUGCACCCUUGUCCCUGCUAAUCAAGGCGGCCCCCAUUCUGACGGAGGAGAUGUAUGGGGACGUGCAGCCAGCGGCCUGGGAGCUGCUGCUCAGUGUGGAUGAGCACAUGGCUGCAGCAGCCGCCGCCAUGUUCCUGCUGUGUGCGGUGAAGGUGCCCGACACAGUCACCGACAUGAUGAUGGCGGAGUUCAACCACCAGGAGGCAGGGCAGCGCAUAAACUCGGUGCUGAAGUUCUACACCCUGUGGCGGUUCCGGUACCAGGUGUGGCCCCGCAUGGAGGAGGGAGCCCAACAGAUCUUCAAGAUACCACCUCCAAGCAUCAACUUCACCCUACCCUCCCCAAUCCUGGGCAUGCCCUGUGUGCCCAUAUUUGACCCCCCCUGGGUCCCUCAGAAUGCAGGCAGUGUCCAGGACCCAAUCAAUGAGGACCAGUCUAAGUCCUUUUCAGCGCGUGCAGUGUCCCGGUCCCACCAGCGGGCGGAACACAUUCUGAAGAACCUGCAACAGGAGGAGGAGAAGCGACGUCUGGGCCGGGAGGCCAGCAUCAUCACUGCCAUCGCCAUCACGCAGGAGGCUUGCUACGAGCCCACCUGCAGUCCGCCUCCAGAGCAGGAGGAGGAAGCAGAAGAAGUGGUGAACCUGGCGUCCCGCCGCCUGUCAGUGAGCCCCUCCUGCGCCUCCAGCAACUCCCACCGCAACUACUCCUUCCGCAGGGGCUCCACCUGGUCGGUGCGCUCCAUCGUCAGUGCCGAAGAUGAGGAGAAUACCACGGAACACACGCCCACACACCACGUGCUCCAGCCCCCGCAGGCCGUGUUCCCAGCGUGCAUUUGUGCCGCCGUGCUGCCCAUCGUGCACCUGAUGGAAGACGGCGAAGUGCGGGAGGAUGGCGUGGCAGUGAGUGCGGUGGCCCAGCAGGUUCUGUGGAACUGCCUGAUUGAGGACCCGGCCUUGGUGCUCAGGCAUUUCCUGGAGAAACUGACGGUCAGCAACAGACAGGAUGAGCUGAUGUAUAUGCUGAGGAAGUUGCUGCUGAACAUUGGCGACCUACCUGCUCAGACCUCACACAUCCUCUUCAACUACUUGGUGGGCCUGAUCAUGUAUUUCGUACGGACGCCGUGUGAGUGGGGAAUGGAUGCCAUCUCUGCCACGCUGACCUUCCUAUGGGAGGUGGUGGGAUAUGUGGAGGGCCUCUUCUUUAAAGACCUGAAGCAGACCAUGAAGAAGGAGCAAUGUGAGGUCAAGCUGCUGGUCACUGCCUCCAUGCCAGGAACGAAGACCUUGGUGGUGCAUGGGCAGAAUGAAUGCGACAUCCCUACCCAGCUGCCUGUGCAUGAGGACACGCAGUUUGAGGCAGUACUGAAGGAGUGCCUGGAGUUCUUCAAUAUUCCUGAGGCCCGUUCUGCACACUAUUUCCUCAUGGACAAACGCUGGAACCUCAUACACUACUCCAAGACCUACGUGAGAGACAUCUACCCGUUCCGCAGGUCCGUGUCUCCCCAGCUGAACCUGGUCCAUAUGCUGCCAGAGAAGGGCCAAGAACUCAUUCAGAAGCAGGUGUUCUCCCGGAAGCUGGAGGAGGUUGGCCGCGUGCUCUUCCUCAUCGCCCUCACACAGCGCAUGCCGGCCGCGCACAAGCAGUCCCACGUCUCCCUGCUGCAGGAGGACCUCCUCCGGCUGCCCUCCUUCCCUCGCACCGCCAUCGACGCCGAGUUCUCCCUCUUCAGCGAGUCUCAGGGUAAGGAGUUGUUUGGCCUGGACACCCUUCACAAGGUCUUGUGGAUUAAACUGCUGGAGGAGAUGUUCCUGGGAAUGCCCAGUGAGUACCCCUGGGGAGACGAGAUCAUGCUCUUCCUCAAUGUACUCAAUGGGGCCCUUCUGCUUCACCCAGAGGACAGCGCCCUCCUCAGGCAGUACACUGCCACUGCCAUCAACACAGCUGUGCACUUCAACCACCUCUUCUCACUCAGUGGCUACCAGUGGAUCCUGCCCACCAUGCUACAGGCUUAUGCCGACUACGAGAGCAACCCACUGCUGCGGCAGGGUAUGGAGUUCUGUUUCCGUCAGUUCUACGUGUUGCACCGCAAGCCCUUCAUCCUGCAGCUGUUUGCCAGUGUGGCCCCCUUGCUGGAGUUUACGACCAGCACCAGCACAGGCCUGUCCAAAGGUGUCUCUGCACAGUGCCUCUUCGACCUGCUGGUGUCCCUAGAGGGAGAGACCCCGGACACACUGGAUGCCUUAGAGCUCGUCAAGGCUGAGAAGCCCCUCCGAUCUCUGGACUUCUGCUAUGGUAAUGAAGACCUGGCUUUCUCCAUCAGCGAGUCCAUCAAGCUGUGCGUGACUGUCGUGGCGUACGCCCCCGAGUCCUUCCGCAGUCUGCAGAUGCUGAUGGUUCUGGAAGCUCUGGUGCCCUGCUUCCUACAGAAGCUGAAGAGCAGCACCAUAGCCCUGGAGUCAGCUUCGGCGGCCCGCGAUGAGAUAGCAGCCAUCGCGGCCCUGGCAACCUCGCUGCAGGCCCUGCUGUACAGCGUGGAGGCCCUCACGCGGCCCAUGACAGCCCCCCAGAUGAGUCGCUGUGACCAGGGCCACAAGGGAGCGACCACAGCCAACCACACCAUGUCUGGGGGCGCCAACACCCGAGAUAAUCUGCACCUCCUGGAGGAGGGCCAGGGCAUGCCCCGUGAGGAGCUGGACGAGCGCAUGGCCCGCGAGGAGUUCCGCCGUCCACGCGAGUCGCUCCUCAACAUCUGCACCGAGUUCUACAAGCACUGCGGCCCUCGGCUGAAGAUCCUGCAGAACGUGGCCGGCGAGCCGCGCGUCACGGCGCUGGAGCUGCUGGACAUCAAGUCCCACAUGAGGCUUGCUGAGAUCGCGCACUCACUGCUGAAGCUGGCCCCGUAUGACACGCUGACCAUGGAGAGCCGCGGUCUGAAGCGCUACAUGACAGAGAUGCUGCCCAUCACCGACUGGGCCGCCGAGGCAGUGAGGCCAGCCCUCAUCCUCAUUCUCAAGAGGCUGGACCGCAUGUUCAACAAGAUCCACAAGAUGCCCACACUCCGGAGACAGGUGGAGUGGGAGGCAGCCAGCAGCCUCAUCGAGGGUAUCUGCCUCACCCUGCAACGGCAGCCCAUCAUCUCCUUCCUGCCCCACCUGCGCUCCCUCAUCAACGUCUGCGUCAAUCUCGUGAUGGGGGUCGUGGGUCCUUCCAGUGUGGCCGACGGGCUGCCGCUGCUUCACCUGAGCCCCUAUUUGUCACCACCGCUCCCCUUCAGCACUGCCGUGGUGCGCCUGGUGGCCCUGCAGAUUCAGGCUCUGAAAGAUGACUAUCCCCUCAGUCACGUGAUUUCGCCCUUCACCAAUCAGGAGAGGCGAGAAGGGAUGCUACUUAACCUAUUAAUUCCAUUUGUGCUGACCGUGGGGUCAGGAAGCAAAGACAGCCCCCACCUGGAGCAGCCAGAGGUUUUCCUGCUCCUGCAAACGGUCAUCAACAUCCUGCUGCCCCCCCGUAUCAACAGCACAUCACGCAGCAAGAACUUCAUGCUGGACAGCUCACCUGCCCACUGCUCCACACCGGGCGACACGGGGAAGGACAUGCGCCGGGAGGGGCUGGCCGAGUCCACCAGCCAGGCUGCGUACCUGGCCCUGAAGGUGGUGCUGGUGUGCUUCGAGCGCCAGCUGGGAAACCAGUGGUACCGGCUCAGCCUGCAGGUGAAGGAGAUGGCCCUGCGCAAGGUCGGCGGCCUGGCCUUCUGGGACUUCAUCGACUUCAUCGUGCGCACGCGCAUCCCCAUCUUCGUGCUGCUCCGCCCCUUUAUCCAGUGCAAGCUGCUAACCCAGCCGGCCGAGUCCCAGGAAGAGAUCACGGCCCGGCAUCACAUUGCCGACCAGCUAGAGCGCCGCUUCAUCCCCCGGCCGCUCUGCAAGAGCUCGUUGUUUGCCGAGUUCAACAACGAGCUGAAAAUCCUGAAGGAGGCGGUGCACAGUGGCUCUGCUUAUCAGGGGAAGACCUCCAUAAGCACAGUGGGGACUUCGACGUCUGCCUACCGGCUGAGCCUGGCCACCAUGUCGCGCUCCAACACGGGCACGGGGACGGUGUGGGAGCAGGACAGCCAGCCAUCGCGGCAGCCAUCGCAGGACACGCUGAGCCGCACGGACGAGGACGAGGAAGAAAACGACUCGGUGAGCAUUCCCAGCGUGGUGAGUGACCACGAGGCCUUCUUGCCCCACGUCAUCACGCAGCGUCGCUUCUCCAGCCACGCCCCCGGCGUUUCCACCCCCCAGCCAGAACCUGGCAUGAGCGCCAUGCUCCCCAGUCACAGCGAACCCAAUGUGCUAGAUGAGUCCCAAGGGAUGCUGGAAGAGGGUAACCUGUCUAGGGUGGCCAGUGUGCAGAGCGAGCCAGGCCAGCAGAACCUGCUCAUUCAGCCGCCACUAGGCCGUAAAAGAGGCCUGAGACAGCUGCGGCGCCCCCUGCUGUCCAUGCAGAAGAUCCAGAAUGAGCCACGGGGUCGGCCAGGAGCUCGACUGUCCACCACGCGGAGAAGCAUCCAGCCCAAAAACAAGCCUCUGGAAACUUUAUUGGACUGUGAAGCACAAACUGAACAGAAGAGGUCAGUGACCUUCACGGAGACCCAGCCCAACGUCACUGUGACGUCAGCAGCAGGUGACGAGGGUCCGGGUGAGGGCAAGAAGCUGAAUGUGCCCUCCCCUGCGGGAUCCUCCUUGGCACCCAUCACUGCAGACUCACACAGCCCUGCCCGAGGCCCGCUCUCUGCCACGCCUGACAACAGGGAGAAGGAGCCGAGAGCACUCUGGGGCACCCUGUCCCCCUCCCCUCGGUCCACCCCCACGCCACCCUCCUCCUCCCCCUUCCUUCCUCCGCUCCCUUUCCUGGAGACGCCAGCCCGCCCACUGCCCACCGACCUGGUCCCCGAGAGUCCUGAGGACGAAGAGACCUCGGUGCUACUACAGCACUCGGACACGGUCCUGCACAUCAGCGAGGACAACGGUACCGAGAACCCGCUCCUGGCCCCCUUACUGUCCCCUCGGAGGUCUCCCCAGCCACUGUCCCCCGUGGACUUGGAUCUGGAUGAGUCGCAUGUCUGAGUCCCCCUUAGCGCUGCCCCUCGCUGUGACCUUCACCUUCGUCCUGUCCCUCCCUCGGUCAUGCACCCCAACUGCCAAAGCCGCCUUUCAGAACUCGGGUGUAUGGUGUCUCCCGGCAGGGCUGCACCCUCCAGCCUCAUGGUGAUGAUCACUUGUCCUCGGGUUUAUGUUUAAAACAUAUGCCAGGGUAAAUGUUUGUAGUUCUCCAUGACGAUCCAUUUUUACCAAGUAUGACCGGCUAGAUUAAUCGUUCCUGCAAGC
This is a messenger RNA of Brienomyrus brachyistius, 10912 nucleotides long. RefSeq names its product protein unc-80 homolog. Gene Ontology annotation, molecular function: monoatomic cation channel activity. Gene Ontology annotation, cellular component: axon; cation channel complex. The coding region runs from base 593 to 10651 and encodes 3352 amino acids. Lineage: Eukaryota; Metazoa; Chordata; Actinopteri; Osteoglossiformes; Mormyridae. The record is from RefSeq and is a predicted model, not a curated record. The transcript is spliced from 67 exons. Gene Ontology annotation, biological process: monoatomic cation homeostasis.